AUGUUGGGCGGUUCUUCCGAAGUCGAUUUUAUCGGCGGACGCCGCAUCACACGAGUCCGCCAACUGUCAGAGGGUGGAUUCGCUUUCGUGUAUCUCGCGCAGGAUCAUGACAGGAAACAAUCAUAUUAUGCGCUGAAGGUGAUGCGAUGCGACGGUCCUGAACACCAAAGAGUAGCACUGGCUGAGAUCGAUUUCUUUCGGCGGAUACCACAGGGAUGCGAGAACCUGAUCACCUGUUUUGGUCGCGAUAAUUCGAAUUAUGGCACAGUCAAAUUGCUAGGAAAGGAGAAAUAACGAAGCAGUGGAUGCUGCUCAAAAGGAUCAUCCUGGUCCUUCCUUCUUCUAAUCCCUCCCUCGCGAAGUCAAGCUGCUGCUGGAGCUGUGUGAUCGUGGACAUCUACUCUCGUUUUUAGAACGCUUUGCAGGAUGCCAGAUGCCUGAUGAGCAUGCUCAGCGAUGCGGAUUGCAAAUAGCGAAAGGGCUGGUUUUUAUGCAUGCUCAGGGGAUUCAGCACCGGGAUCUAAAAAUCGAAAAUAUCCUGCUGGCUGGCCCACAUGAUACUUUGAAGGUAAGUACUACCAAGGCUGGAUUUUUGAGAUCUGUUGGCAGAUUGGUUGGGGAUACUUUGAAGGUACAACCAGGAGAAUGUUUGUACACACAUGGAAGGUCUAAGUGAUACCAUACUACAGGAUACGUUUUUCAUCUUGUCCAAAGCACCUCUACUGCGUCUGAGCAGUAGUUAGGAUCUGGCGUGAACUGAACCCAAAUCUACUAAACCCAAAAACGAAACACUACAGCUCUGCGAUUUUGGUUCUGUCAGUAGCGAGGAAAUCAGCGAUGCUCGUUCUCUGGAUGGCCGUUCCUUCUCAGAGCUGGAGGAGGUCGUGCAGAGAACCACGACUCUGAUUUAUCGUUAAGGCUCGCAGUCAAUGAAUGGUAGUGAGGAAUGGUAGUGAGGAAUGCAAUUCGGAAACCCUUAACAAUACGUGCACCCUCAUCCCACCACCUGGAAGAAGCUCCGCACGGCUCAUCUCUCCCUGUUUCCUUCUUAGGAAUUGAGAAGAUGCGCGUGGGUGUGGGAUAUGAAUUAAUGUGAGCGCUAAUAUCCUCCACCAGAACUAGUGGACUUGCAUUCGGGCUUGCCUAUCAGUGUCCAGAUAGACCAGUGGGAUCUGGGAUGUGUGCUUUUCACGCUAGCGUACGGCAAGCACCCGUUUCAAGACGAGAGCAGUCUGGCGAUAACGAAUUGCAAGUAUCGAUGGUAUGGCGCGGGACGUCAUUGAGGAUUCUUAGAGAAGAUGAAGAUCUGAAAGAAGUAACAGAUACCCUAGUUAGUAGAUAUACUACUGUGUAGUACAACGUAGAUCUUCGGAGUUUCCUGCUGUACAGCCACUACAAUUGUGAAUCGUUAUCCAACAUUUCUAACACCCGCCCAGUACAACGAAAGUGGGUGAAUGCUUUGAGUGUCUCGUACAUUGGCUACUGGCUUGGCACCCGUCUGAACGGCCGAGUAGUGACCACGUAGUAGAGAUACUGUCUUAAGGCUCAAUAUAUUUCAUUUCCACGACUCAUUUCUCGCAGUUUUCCUCUUGAAAUUCUGAAGAAAUGAAGGGAAGAAAUGAAAUGUUUUGAGCUCUAACUGUCAGAUCAAAGUCAGGAGUCCUCUUCCUCUUUUGGAGCCUUACCCUUACCAGAAUCUGUGACCGCACGUCUACAGAAACAAGCUAAACUCUACGGUGCGCGGAUUCCGAAAGUAGUCUCCGAAAUGUCGAAGCAAGGAAGCACUGCUGAGGGCAAUAAGAUCACACAAGAUAGGCAGAAGACAGGGUCCUCUUCGAGAGCGGCUGCGAAAACAGGCAGCACACAAGAGAAUCAACAGUCAGCAGAAGCUUUACGUCAGCAAGAGGAAUGGCGAGCGCGGCGACGAGGAAACAAGCCUGCUACGACGCCUGCUGGUGCUGGGGGAAACAACUCGGUUUUGGAGGAGUCGGCUACAUCAGUUGGCGGUAGUGCAGCGAGUCCCGCUAUGGACGUGCCUGGUUUUGAUUUCUCAC
Messenger RNA from Amoebophrya sp. A25, 2054 nucleotides. The record is from the annotation of a GenBank genome assembly. NCBI's taxonomy places the organism in Eukaryota, Dinophyceae, Syndiniales, Amoebophryaceae.